AAAAAAGGAAAGAAAGAAAAAAUAAAAAAAGAGAAAAGAAUAAUCCAGGCCAUCUCGGAUCCAAUCUCGAGUAACUUCGAUUCUUUUCCCAGGCGAUAGCGUCAUCAUUGCCGGCAGAUCGUCGCCGUCGAUUUCAAUCCUCAGGGGGACAAACUCAGAGCCAGCUCUAUAUGGACGCUAGGCCGCUGAUUGGCACCACUACGAACAACCACCACCAGCGCCGUCGCCGAGUGGCUGGAAAGUCGUCGCAGCAGCCUAAGCGUCAGCAGUCGUUCAGCCGAGCCGCGGCAGAGACCUAUCUCGUAACUCGCCUCAGCUUCACGCUUCUCCGAUAUCUCGGGGUAGGCUACCGUUGGAUCACAAGAUUAGUUGCUCUUGCCUGUUAUGCUUUGUUUUUAAUGCCCGGCUUUCUUCAAGUUGCUUAUCAUUAUUUUUUCUCAAGGCAAGUUCAUCGCAGUAUUGUGUAUGGGGAUCAACCAAGGAACAGAUUGGAUCUAUAUUUACCAACAAACCGUGAUGGGCCAAAGCCAGUUGUGGUGUUUGUAACUGGUGGAGCCUGGAUCAUAGGGUAUAAAGCAUGGGGUUCCCUUCUGGGAUUACAAUUGGCAGAAAGAGAUAUCAUUGUCGCAUGCCUUGAUUACAGAAAUUUUCCCCAGGGAACCAUCAGUGAUAUGGUGAAAGAUGUUUCUCUAGGAAUAUCAUUUGUCUGCAAUAACAUUGCUGAAUAUGGAGGUGACCCUAACAGGAUUUAUCUAAUGGGGCAAUCAGCUGGUGCACAUAUUUCUGCUUGUGCUCUCUUGGAGCAAGCAAUCAAAGAAUCUGGUGGAAAGGAGAGCAUCACUUGGAGUGUUUCCCAGUUGAAAGCUUAUUUUGGUUUAUCUGGAGGGUACAAUUUAUUCAAUUUGGUUGAUCAUUUCCAUAAUCGAGGGCUAUAUCGAUCCAUAUUUUUAAGCAUAAUGGAAGGGGAAGAAUCAUUUGAACAAUUUUCUCCUGAAGUUAGAAUAAAGGAUCCAAGUAGUAGAGAUGCUGCUUUACUUCUGCCUCCUAUUAUACUUUUUCAUGGAACUUCAGAUUAUUCAAUACCAUCCGAUGCCAGCAAAAAUUUUGUAGAUGGUCUUAAACAGGUAGGAGCUGAAGCAGAGCUAAUCUUGUACAAAGGAAAAACUCAUACAGAUUUGUUUUUACAAGAUCCUUUAAGAGGUGGAAAGGAUGACCUCUUUGACCAUCUGCUUGCCGUGAUACAUGCUGGUGAUAAGGAAGCUCUUGCAAAGGACGCAAUGGCACCUCCAAGAAAACGCCUCGUGCCUGAGGUUCUGUUAAGAUUGGCUCGUCAUAUCAGCCCCUUCUAGGCCCAUUCAGGUUAUAGUGUCCGUAUUAUGUUGUAUAGAUGAUGAUGGUACAACAUGCGGGUGGGGAAGGAUGAGCUCGUGGGUGAACCUCACCAGCAAUAUGAUGAUGAUGAUAAUUAGUAUUCAAUUUCGAUUUAGACAGGAAGUCUCUAGUAAAUAAUUCAAUUCAAA
Molecule: messenger RNA, 1520 nt
Organism: Rubroshorea leprosula
Lineage: Eukaryota; Viridiplantae; Streptophyta; Magnoliopsida; Malvales; Dipterocarpaceae
Source: the annotation of a GenBank genome assembly